Rhodamnia argentea is the source of this 892-nucleotide messenger RNA. RefSeq lists its product as uncharacterized. The record is from RefSeq and is a predicted model, not a curated record. The transcript is spliced from 3 exons. Lineage: Eukaryota; Viridiplantae; Streptophyta; Magnoliopsida; Myrtales; Myrtaceae. Bases 258 to 884 code for a protein of 208 amino acids.
UCCCUGCAGGGCGAGUCCCGGUCAAAAUAUCGCACCUUUCAGCUUCUUCUCCUUCUCCUUCACCUUCACCUUCCUCUCUCUCCCUCCCUUCUCUUUUCUUUUAAGCCUCUCUUCGCUUCGCUCUAGCUUCUUAAGUUUCCUUCUCCUCCCAGUUGCUUCGUGUAUUUCAUCGAGCACGCUACGACACAGCAGCGGCGAAGAAUUUUGAAGAAAUUCAACUGGGGGCAGUCCCUUUUUUCUUUUUUUUGUGGCAAGAAAUGAUGGGGUUCUCGUCCAAGGAGGAGCGAUCGAGGAGGGUGUUGCGAGGCGUGAAGACCGUCUUCGUCCUCUUCUCCAUGCUCAUCUCCCUCCUCCUCUUCUCUGCCCCGAUCCUGCUUGUCAUCGCCGACACGCUCUUGCCUUCGGCUCUGCUCUCCGCUUCGCUCUCCCCCUCGUCGCGGUCUCUGCAGGACAAGCUCCGCGCCCACCUCACCAACUACGAUUUCCGAUACUCCCUCAUCGACAUCCCCCUCGUGUCGAUCGUCAGAUCGGCUGUCAUCAUCUGUGUGUACAGUUUGUGCGAUGGACCGAGGCUUUGUAGAGGGCCUUACUUGGGGAUAACGACCGCGUGCUCAUUACUGUCCCUGGUGUUUGUUUCGUUCAAGGCUUCUUAUGUGCUCAGUGUUCCGAAUACAAGCAGAGGAGGAUAUAGUAGAGCUUUGGAAAUGGCUCUCUUCAUUUCUUCUUGGCUUCUGGCGAUUGGUCAUAUCAUUGCGGCGUAUAAGAUCAGCUGCCGAGAGAGAAGAAAGCUUCUCGUUUACAAGAUUGACAUUGAAGCUGUCUCAGCCUGCAACCAUGGCUUCCCCAGAUAUCAGAAGAUUCUCCAAGAACACAGAGAGAAAUGAAAAAGAAA